Molecule: messenger RNA, 2847 nt
Organism: Aspergillus mulundensis
Lineage: Eukaryota; Fungi; Ascomycota; Eurotiomycetes; Eurotiales; Aspergillaceae
Gene: atgI
Product: autophagy protein ATG9
Exons: 2
Coding region: 1-2847 (948 amino acids)
Biological process (GO): protein localization to phagophore assembly site; autophagy of mitochondrion
Cellular component (GO): phagophore assembly site; autophagosome
Source: RefSeq, a predicted model, not a curated record
AUGGCCUCAAACGUCCUAUCUCGAUUCCUUCCUCCAAACGGACAGUCGGUAUACGAGACGAUACGCCAACACGACAAUGACUCUGAUGUUUCCGAUGUGGAGGAACGUGCCGGCUUGGUUUAUGAUGGCGACGUCAAUUUGGAAGAUCGGUUCAGCGAUCGUGAGCUUGAGGAAGCCAUGGCCGACGCUACGAGAGAGGGAUCUUCGAGCCCGAGCGAUACGUUUCUGAACCGAAGAGGACCUCAAGUACGCCCAACUAGCUCUGGGCCCCGGCGGCGUAAACCUAGCGACCCCAAGUGGAUGCAAUCAAUAUCUCCCCGGCCUGAACCCCUCGACGACGACGAUAAUGACGAUGAACAUGAUGACGAUGUCCCAGCUUCUCUUCUGAUGGAGGGCCAGCAUGAUGAUGAUGAUUUGAGGAUGCGGCUUCCUCCUCCGCCUUCCCAUCACCUCUCCGACCUGCAGCCUUCUCGCACCGCUCGCUCUCCGCGCCGUGAGCACAUUCGAUGGGACACAACCAGGGAUCAACGACCUUCGCACGAUGUUUCUAGCCGAAAUCGCUUAAAAAGCCUGUGGUCAGCGGGUCACCCCAAUAUGGCCAUGGUAGAUCCGAAGGAGAAAGCGAUGUGGAUGUGGGCAAACGUGGAGAACUUAGAUAACUUCUUGAAAGAAGUCUAUACAUACUUUCUGGGCAAUGGGAUAUGGUCCAUCCUGCUAAAUCGGGUUUUGAGUAUCCUAACCUUUGCAUUCAUCGUGGGGUUUACAACGUUUCUUACAAGCUGCAUCGACUACCAUCUUGUUCGGACCAGCAAAGCCUUAGAUCAAAUAUUAAUAUCAAAGUGCACCAGCAAUAUGUCGGCGUCUUCUACUUUCUUGCUUUGGUUGCUCUGCGUCUUCUGGAUUGGCAAGGUCUUCCAGUUGCUGUUGGAUAUCAGAAGACUCAAAAACAUGCAUGAUUUCUAUCAUCAUUUGCUCGGGGUCUCCGACGCAGAGAUCCAGACAAUAUCCUGGCAGGAAGUCGUUAGCCGUUUAAUGACGCUGAGAGACGCCAACCCCGCCACUGCUGGUGCUGUAUCAGCGUAUAAUCGCCGAUUAUUGGGCAGCCAAUCCAAACAGCGAAUGGAUGCUCACGAUAUUGCAAACCGUCUGAUGCGCAAAGAAAACUACCUGAUCGCCUUGAUCAAUAAGGAUAUCCUGGAUCUAACGCUUCCAGUCCCGUUUCUACGGAACAGACAACUAUUCUCCCGGAUCCUGGAGUGGAAUAUCAACCUAUGCAUAAUGGAUUAUGUCUUCAAUGAGCAAGGCCAGGUACGACCACUAUUCUUGAAAGAUACCCACCGAAAGGCAUUGAGUGAAGGCUUGCGACGACGCUUCAUGUUUUUUGGUAUAAUGAAUAUCUUCAUAGCGCCUUUCAUCGUCGUCUACUUUAUGAUGCAUUAUUUUUUCCGCUAUUUCAACGAGUUCAAAACCUCCCCGUCACAACUCUCUUCUCGCCAGUAUACGCCACUCGCUGAAUGGAAAUUCCGUGAGUUCAAUGAACUAUGGCAUCUAUUUGAGAAGCGAAUCAAUUUGUCGUACCCUUCUGCUAGCCGCUACGUCGACCAGUUUCCCAAAGACAAGACCGUCCAGGUUGCUGGCUUUGUGGCCUUUGUUUCCGGUGCGCUGGCCUCUGUUCUGGCUCUAGCAUCAAUUUUAGACCCGGAGCUGUUCCUUGGAUUUGAGUUGACGCACGAUCGGACGACGCUCUUCUAUCUUGGUGUCUUCGGAUCUGUCUGGGCAUUUGCCCGGGGAAUGGUUCCUGAUGAGACCCUUGUAUUUGACCCCGAAUACGCUCUGCUUGAAGUGAUCGAACUUACUCACUAUUUUCCAAGCCAUUGGAAAGGGAAACUGCAUAGUGACGACGUUCGAAGAGACUUUGCUGUAUCGUAUCAGAUGAAAAUCGUUAUUUUCAUGGAAGAGAUACUGAGCAUGAUAUUUACGCCGUUUAUCCUGUGGUUUAGCCUACCCAAGUGCAGCGAUCGUGUGAUCGAUUUCUUUCGGGAAUUUACUGUUCACGUCGACGGCAUGGGUUAUCUCUGCUCUUUUGCUGUCUUUGAUUUCAAGAAGGGUACGAACGUUAUUCCGCAGGGACACACCAACCAACGCGACAUGCGGCAGGACCCACGCGUAGACUAUUUCUCGACAAAGGAUGGCAAAAUGCUCGCUUCAUACUACGGGUUCUUGGAUAACUAUGGCGGGAACCCUCGUGCUACCAACUCAAACAAGCGCGCGUUCCAUCCUCCACCAACGUUUCCAUCUCUAGGAUCCCCAUACUUGGUCGGUGUUGGCAACAUUGGGAACCGGCCAGACCUGGCCCAGACUCGGUUCGGACCGGCAUCUGCAGCCAUCGGCCAACAAUCGGUGAUCGGUGGCCGAUUGGGGGCUCUCGGCGGUGGUGACACUGAAUCUCCUGCCCCCUCGCUCCUCCUCGACCCGCACCAUCAACCAUCAGCGUCUGAAUUCCGGCCAGCAACCCGCGUCGCACCGCACAAUCGUCACCGACCGGCCCGUCCUCCGCCAGCGCCCGUGUCUGAAUCCGUUUACAAGGACGGUGGGACGUCUAUUGCAGCCGCGCGUCCCCCAGCCCCUAGGCAAAGAAGCGGGCCACUGCAUGCAACCUCUGGGUCAGCAGGCGAUACUAACGUCGAAGACUCAUGGGGCAUGAAAUCAGGCGACGAAGUAAACGAGGAGGAUGCGGAGGAAGAGAACGUUGACGACAUAGUAGGGGGCGCGGGGGUUCUUGGAUUGAUUCAGCAGUUCCAAAAGGCGAACAAGGAUAACCGGCCUCGUACGGCUGUUGGUCUCUAA